AUGUCUGCUGUUGAUGAGGCUAUUACUUCUGCUCCCAUUGGGCAUCAGGCCACAAGACGAGCCAGCUGGCUGAGCCUCGGCUACAACCAAGAAACAGACUCCGCAAACGACACGCGCAACGUUCUCCUCAUAGUAGCUGCCCUAAUCACAGCUGUCACCUUCCAAGCUGGGGUCAACCCACCGGGCGGCGUCUGGCAAGAUGAUGGGAAGCCUGGCGAGCCCAACAAGAAGGCAGGCCGGGCUAUAUUCGCGGCCGAACAAGGGGCCUUCUAUGUUUUCUUGGUGUCCAACACGUUGGCCCUCUCAACGUCCGUACUCGUCCUCGUGUCCCUCACCUACAGGUUCCCCUUCCAUAUCGAGCUGUGGGCAGCCAUCGUAGCCAUGUUUGUGACCUAUGGGUCGGCCGUUUUCGCUGUAUCUCCAGAUGAGUCGGUUAAGUUUAGGUAUCUGUUGGCCACAGCUGCUGUGCCCUUUGCAGUGAGGUUCUUCAUGGAGAUUGUCAAAAAGUUUUGGAUUAGGAGAAAAUCAACAUGA
This is a messenger RNA of Striga hermonthica, 534 nucleotides long. The record is from the annotation of a GenBank genome assembly. NCBI's taxonomy places the organism in Eukaryota, Viridiplantae, Streptophyta, Magnoliopsida, Lamiales, Orobanchaceae.